This is a messenger RNA of Ostrea edulis (European flat oyster), 6045 nucleotides long. RefSeq lists its product as uncharacterized. Gene Ontology annotation, cellular component: plasma membrane. The transcript has 5 exons. Gene Ontology annotation, molecular function: protein binding. Bases 88 to 1824 code for a protein of 578 amino acids. NCBI's taxonomy places the organism in Eukaryota, Metazoa, Mollusca, Bivalvia, Ostreida, Ostreidae. The record is from RefSeq and is a predicted model, not a curated record.
AGAGGGCGCACUUUUCUUAGCUUCCGGUUUCUUCUGGGCCAGAAAAAUUAUGAAGAUAAAUAAUAAUGUCAACGAGAAAAUCAAACUAUGAUAGCACACUCAAGUGUUCUUCUUUUGUUUGUACUUUGGGCACACUUACAUCAAGUGUCCAACCUGAGUUACCCGGUCAUCCAUCCCAGUCAGAGCAUCGAAGUAGAGGAAGGGCAGACUCUGGAGGUGAGGUGCAGCAUUAGCAGUACUGAGGGACUGCCUAAAGCCUUGUAUUGGCAGGGUGUGUGGAAGUCCAAGGAAGAAAUUCACCAGCAGUGGGCAGACAACUUCACCAGGACGCUGGUCAUCAGGAAUAUCACGGGGAAAGAUGCGGGCAUCUACCAGUGUUUCUACAACAGCUCCACAGUACAGACCAAACGAGGACUCUCCAUACGAGUUAUAUCAAAGUUAGCCACAGGUGCUCGAUGCCUUAGUAAACAGUUUUUGUGUGAGACCAGUAAGGUCUGUAUAUCUAUGGAGCAUCGCUGCAACAGACAAGAAGAUUGUAUUGAUGGAUCAGAUGAAAGAAGUUGUCAGUAUGCCAAGUGUGAGGACAUGUUUAUUUGUCAGAACCGGCGCUGUAUCAACAAAACACUGGUCUGUGACAGCCAACACAUCAACCACUGUGGAGACUGGUCAGACGAGUAUUGUCUUAUCACAGAUGACCAGUACCCCAAAACAGAGUUGAUAAAUGCCACCACUAAGCAGCCCAGUGAUGAGACCCAGAUGUCCUGGCUGAAGACUACGGUGUACGCAGUGAUUGGAUGUACUGUAGGCACUGUUCUGUUGAUUUCAGUCAUUGUGAUCAUUGUGUUUAGGUUCCGGAUGAAGAGUUCACUUCGAAGCACAGAGCGAGCACUUCGACGAUAUCACAUGACGGUUAACAGUCGAUCACAACAGGAUGGUAAUCAGAAUGCCAUAGAAAUGGACCCUUUCUUGUCCUCAUCUGCUACGUAUGGAAACAUCAUCGUCAAUGUCAAUAAUGGUGUACAAUACAUCCCGAGAAGUGAAUUCUCCACUGUUGGUGUGCCACCAUCCUAUUCUGAUGUGGAAAGAGAGAUAACCAGGGAGCGAGGAUCUCCACCUCCAGUGUACAGUACAAUAGACAGAAACCCACCUCAAGAGGUGAUCAAUUUCAAUAACUACAUAAUACAGGACUCCUCUAUCUCCAUAGCCACUGCAUGUGCCCCUUGCUUGCCGUCAUUAUCUCGUGAUUCUUCCAUUUUAUCAGAAUCGGAACUGUGUGUUCCACAGACAAUACCCAUGUCUAGUACAUGUACUGUGUCUGUUCAGACUUGUUGUGAUGAUCCUGAAGCUGGUCGGAGACGGAGGUUGUCCCAGUCCUGUCAGUGCCAGUCUAUAACUGUACAGAAUGGAGCCAUUUUAUUGGCAGCAGAGUCCAAUGUAGCUCCGUCAGAACCUUCACAAUGCAGUCUGCCAGAAUCUUGUCAUGUAGAAUGUGUAUCCUGUCCGCGGGUGUGUCAGUUAAACGUUCAGGACGGUGCUAUUGUGUUGACUGGUCAGAAUGUCAGCGGUGGCUCGGCAUGUGAAACUUGUGUGGGAAGCCGAGCAGAUGAAAAUCUCAGGGGGGAGAGUAGGAGCAAUGCCAGCAGUGGCCGGUGUUGUAGCUCUCCAGAAUCCAGCCCCUCCCACAUCCAAGUGGAGGGUGGGCAGAUUGUGCUGAGAGGAAACAAACUGCCGACAAUUAAUGCCAUGUCAUCACAACAGACUGAAGGAACUAGUGGUUCAGAGCCACAUCCUAGUGUUUCAGACUCCCAAGUCGAUCCUAAUUAAUGUAUUGUAACAAAGUUGUUAGGCAUGUCUUUUAAAAGAUAGUACAAAAUAUGUAUUGUUUUACUUAAAUUUUCUGUAUGUCUCGAUACAGAAGUAAGUUUGAAAGUGUUCAUUUGGAAACGUUGAGAUGUCUUGCAAUAUGAUUCAAAUCUCAUAAGAUAAAGUUGUGAUAAUUUCAGAGUGAAAUACAUUGUGUACAAAGAGUGACCUAUUACAAAGAGGAGGUUGUGAGUAACAUUGACAUUUGUUGUAUUGUUAGCAAUAUAAUCCUGUUAUUUGAUUUAAUUCACCUUAUACAUGUUAUACAAUGUGUGUAUUGACUUCUACAAUGUCCUGCAGUGAUUGUAGAUAUUAGGGUUGUUUGUGAUGAACAAAUAGAUACCAAGACGUGUGUGAAAGAGAUCAUGUCUGCCGUAUAUCUAUAGUUAUUAUUAUUUGUUGACAUUAUAAUGCAAAUAUUUGUUAUCUUGUAUGGUUGUUAUGUCCUAAGAUUUAGCCAGUAUUUUUAGUGCCAAACUGUAUACAUACAAAUGUACCACAGGUAGUUUUAUCAUGGAUUCUCAUACAAUUGAAUAAUGUGUAAAAAUAAUUAUCAAUGAUUAAUCAAUCACCAUUUUGAUUAAUGCUAUUGGUUGAAAACAGAGGUCUAUUAUGUUCGGAUGAGUCUGAAUUUUAAAAAGGUCAAGCAUUUUUUUUUUUAGAGCCAGUGUAUAUACAUGACAUUUUAUUUUUGUUAAUUUUUAUGAACAUGAAUCUUCAGGAAUGAAAGAGUUUUGUUUUCAUUGCCAUUUAGUAAUGCAAAUUAGUAUAUCUCCAUGUUGUUUUUAUAUGCAGGUAUUUUUGUUAAAAAAGAUUUUUUUUUUAAAUGGUUUGUGCCAACAUGGGCAAGUCACCCUCCAGAAAACCUACAUUUAGUCUGAUAGUGGUGUAAAGUCUUCUACUGUAGAAGUUUUUUUUCACAGUGGGGUCCAAAUUCUUACAUAGACAUAUGUGUAUGUGUGCAUUUAGAACAUUUUUUGAAAACCUUCUUUAAGAUUAGACCAACAAGCUUUAAGUUUAUGAUUUAGCAUCCAUCCUUUGAUUGAUAGGCAGAUUCAGGUUUGGUCAGCAACAGGCCUCAGCAAAGGGGUGCAUUGUUUCCUUGUGAGAUGAAUGUCUUUUAUUUGGAGAAUGUAAUUUGUGCAGGCUGUAGAUACUGGUGGUAGAAGAAGAUUCUGAUCUGUGUUUGUCUCAUUGAUGAAUUGUUGCAGUAAAUCUGUGACAGAACUUUUACUCCCAGUUAUAACAUAAUUUUGUUAAUGUCAAAUGUUUUCACCACCCCUGAAUUUCUCUCUGACAGAUAAGUUUGUGUAAAAAUAUAAGUUUAUAUCUACUAUUUUACUGUGGUCCAAAAUUUAUUUUAAAGUAGGUCAAUAAUAUUCUAUAUCACUUGAUUAUCUCAUGUACUGAACAAUUUUAUUGUACCUGAAUGCUCGUGUGAGCUUCUCUGAUCUAAAGUUGAGUUAUGUUUGUCGUAUAUACCCACGUGGCCCUGUAAUUGGCCUUUGGGACAGAUGUGACCUUGAACUGGCCUUGGGACCAAAAUUUAAACUAAAGUUGAAUCUAAAGAUUCUAAACUACAUCAGGAGGUGAUUGUGGAAGAGUUUUUAAUGCUUCUGACUUAGUGGAUCUUAAGAAGAGUACUCAUGAAAAUGAUCUCAUCUUGUUUUGAUUUUUCUUGAUUAUCCAUUAUAGGCAAGUUGUUUGGCUCUUGAUAUGAACAAACAGGAAUCUUAUUGUCUAAGGAUGGCAAGUGUAACAGGUUGAAAUUCACCCACUCAUUUCGGAAGAAGUUGAUAUUGUGAAAAGAUAAUAGAUUAUACAGUAUAUUAAGUUACCUUGGUAUACAUGUUUUAAAAUUUGUGAAAGAUGUUUGAAUCAAGUUGAAAACAACAAAGAAGCAUUUUCAUGUAUAGUAGAUUCAAAUUUGUUCAAACCAUUUUCCUCCUUAGAUCAGGGUCCAGGCUUGCUAUAGGGUUGCAGGGUUGUUUUUUACUUUGGAAAAUAUAGCUAAGAUCUUCUCAUACUCCACAGUACGGAGUCUUAACUUUCCUGAUGUUUGUGUACACUCAAACAUCUGGACAAUAUUUCAUAGAAAAUACUUUCCCUUUAGGUGGAGCUAAAGUGGUAAACCCAAAAUAUGGGGAUGCUAUAGACAGAAUAGUAUGCAAUAAAUAAUUGUAUGUUCCUUGUACGAAAUCUAAACAAUGAUGUUGGAGAUGAGUGCAAAUAUUCAUUUUAAACCAGGAUUGUUCCUGCCUUACAUUCAAGUUGCAUGACAGUAACAAUUUACUGGAAAGAGUCCAAACACAUCUUUUCUGAAGGAAAGAUGUAUUAGACACUGAAUCUGUUUUUCUUUCAGUGGGUGCAGGCAUUACCCUUUUUGACCUAACCAAUCAUUGUUUUUAUCAGAAACUCAAUCAGUCUUGCUUUGAGUUCAUAAAAAAUAUUCGACUGUCCAGAUGUUUGUUGGAAGUAUACACAAACGGUGAGAUGAAAUAGACUAACAGAACUGCAAUUUACCAAAAUAAUUUUAUGCAAGCAUCUAUAUCAAUUUGUAGACUAAAGAAUCAUGACCCCCUUAUCCAAAGUUGGUCCACACAAUAGAUCUAGGAAUAUAGAGUAGGUCCACAUAAUACAUCUAGGAAUAUAGAGUGGGUCCACACAAUAGAUCUAGGAAUAUAGAGUGGGUCCACACAAUACAUCUUGGAAUAUAGAGUGGGUCCACACAAUACAUCUUGGAAUAUAGAGUGGAAUAUGUAAUGGAUCCACACUAUAGGUCUAGGAAUAUAGAGUUGGUCUGCCCAAUAGAUCUAGGAAUAUGAAAUGGGUCCACACAAUACAUCUAGGAAUAUAAAGUGGGUCCACACAAUGCAUCUAGGAAUAUAAAAUGGGUCCACACAAUAGAUCUAGGAAUAUAAAAUGGGUCCACACAAUAGAUCUAGGAAUAUAAAGUUGGACCAUACAAUACAUCUAGCAAUUUUCUGAACAAAAGGAAUAUUUUGGCAUCUUUUCUCUAAAUGAUAAUGCAUAAAGGCAGCCAUCUUGAGAAAAUGUGACAUACUAAUGUGGAGAUACUGUUAGGGCUCUAACACGUCAUGACUGUAUUCAGAGCAAAAUGACGGGUGAGUGAUGUAGCCCUUUGGCCUUUUGUUGUAUUGGUAUUUGGUAAUUUUUUGAAAAUGUCAUUGAUGUCUACCUCAUUGAGUUUUGAUGUAUUCAGCUGUAUCUGUAAUCAGAUUUCCAUGCUUUAUAUGGAAAUCUGUCUUAUUUCUUAAAAAAAUGUUUAUUUUUCAUCAGACUGUGAAAAAAUUACAAAUAAGCUCUGCAUAUAAAUUACUGUUAGGAUGACCAUAUCAUGCCUAGUAAUUUAUGUUAAGGGAGGUUGAAGGUAUAAAUUGUUAAUUUUGGAAUUUACUAUAAUUGAGUACUUCCAAUAUUGUUUUCCAAUAAUAUUUAGAGAUUGUAUUUCCCACAUGCUCCUGUUUUUUGCUAAUACAUGUAUUAAAAAAGCAAUUGAAUUUAUUCAGUUAUAUUACAUGUACAGGGUACCAAAUUUUUUUCAUAAAAUUUUCAUAAACGUAAUUUUAGAAUUUAGCAUAAUAGAUAAGAAUGAAUAAUAAUAACAGUGAUUUAUAAGAUUUCUUAUUCUGAGUGGAAACCCCCCCCCCCCCCCCCCCCCCACCACCACCAAAUUACGUCAAAAUUUUGUUUAUUAAAGACACUUUGUUUUAAUUUGAAAAUAAUGUAAAAAGAUCACUGUGUAUUCUUAUCCAUCUUCUGUAUGUACUGAGACACAAAACUGAAAACCCGAGACCUCCCUUAAGGUAGCUAGUGUCAUCUGGAUUUACUCUCACAUGUAAUCUAGCUGUUUUACAAAACAUUUGUAGUACAUGUAUAGUUUGGGGUACACUUUAGUGUAGAUGAGCAAUUGUGUAAUGGGUGCUGUUCUUCAUUGUUUAUGAAACAAAUGUGAACCAUGAUGUGUUUAAACUGUAAGCAAACAGAAUAGAUUUAACUAAACCUUUUUGCAAGGCAUGGUUUGUUUUACAUAUUUUAAGAUUUAUAACUUGUAAAAUUUCAAAUAAUGUCACAUGCAUAUUAGAUUUGACUUUUUGUUAUGGAUUUUAGGGCAUUUCUUUAAGAUGUCUACACAAUAUUUAGUAAAAGAAAAUUAAAACA